This is a messenger RNA of Gaeumannomyces tritici R3-111a-1, 543 nucleotides long. RefSeq lists its product as hypothetical. The record is from RefSeq and is a predicted model, not a curated record. The transcript is spliced from 2 exons. NCBI's taxonomy places the organism in Eukaryota, Fungi, Ascomycota, Sordariomycetes, Magnaporthales, Magnaporthaceae. The annotation marks the transcript as partial.
GCUAGCAAUUUUGCGCUAAAUGCGCUUUUAAAUAACGGCUUAACGUUUGUAGCGCGCAAAUUGUUCGGCCGAUAUAGUAUAAAAAGAUUUGGCUUUUUGGAUAGCUUUGCGGGCGCGAAAUUAAGCUUUGGUAAGCUUUUUAAAAAGUUUCGAUAUCGUUUCGGGCAACCGUUUGUAAACGUUAACGGCAUAAUUUUAAUAUAUUUAACGACCAAAAUAACGGUUAUAAAAUACCGUACGCUUCGUAUAAUUAUUUUUAAAAAGGGGCAAACAAAUAAGGUUUUAAUUAUCGCUUUAUUGGAAAUCGAUAACCUUUUGCAACGAAAGCGCGUUACGGAUACCUAUAUAAAACGAAAAAAAAGCAAUGUUCGUUUCGGGGGCAAAUCCAUUGGAAUUAAAAGCGUUGCGGCGGCGUUCGUCGCGCGUUUUACGCUUUUUUUUGGCGGAAGUUUUUUUGCCGCGGCGGUUAAAGCCCGCCGGGGGGUUACCGGCAAAACGCUUGCGGGAAUUUUAAAAGGUUGCAAGCGCAAAAAGGCCCAAUAA